AUGAGAUCAACGCAGGCUUACGCCGACCCAAAAGGAAAUAUUAAAGUAAACAUACUUAAUGAAUGUUCCUGAAUACCAUCUUUGGAUGUGUCGUUCCCACCUUGCAAAGGAUCUGUCAAUAAAAAAGGGAAUCUUGCAACAUGGGACACUAGAAAUCUGCCCAUUGGGGGUUUCAACUUGGGAAAAUGUAGCUCUCCGAGUUACCCAUCACCCAUUGAUAGAAUCAGAAGUGGGAAGCAAGAGCGAGCUCUUGCUCUUGGUUGGACUGGAUGGAGAGAUUCAUCAUUUGAAGGCAAUCAGAGCUUUCCACGUAUUUCACGUCCAAAGUUGAGGAAAGAAGACAUUUAUCCAGACACUUUACAUAAAAUCAGAAUGGAUCGUAUUCGAGGAGAUGGCCUAAAUAGCUGCAGCUUCUCUGCAGGCAGGUCAAGAGGCUCUUUGUCCACAAGCCGCAGGGGAUCACGUCUGUCUCAGGCGGCCACAGAUCUUGGCUCUAAUAUUCGCUCUCUGAAGGGCUUCAGUGAUUCGGCAUGGUCAUUCAGCAAUAGCUUUGUGAGUGCACUUGGUGGAGCUAGCAGCAGCUACCCCAUUACAACCAUGAAUCCAAACAAGGCUGUUUUCACAAUUGACAGUAAAACUUCUCAGAUUUUAGUGGUGAAUGGCAUGGCCUGUGGCCUGCUGGGCUUUUCUCCUGAGGAACUCUGUGUGAUGAGAAUUGAUCAGCUCUUGAAUGAGAGGCAUAAAAUGCAAAUCACUGCCUUGGCUGAAGAGCAGCUGGACACUAAGGAAGGCAGCAUGGUAGUUCUCAGUGGAAAAGUGAAAGAGAAAAUUGGGUGUCCUGAUUUACUUGUUACUGCUAAGCGAAUUUACGAAGAUGCCAAUAUGUUACCCCAGGUGGAGAUGUUAACGAAAGAUGGCAACGUGGUUCCUGUCUCUUUGUGGCUUCGGAAGCUGGAGACAGAAAGUCGCUGCUUGGCGGUGGCUGAGCCUGUGGAGAGGAGAGUGGCCAGGCUGGUGAUGGACAGAGCAGGCUGCAUCAUGUCAGCAGAUGCAGAAACUGCUCUCAUUUUCCAGUACGAAGAGGAAGAGUUGGAAGGAGCAGACAUUGCCACAUUAAUUCCAGCUAUCAAGCUUCCUGGGAAUGAGGCUGUAAUAACAAAGGAUGUCAAAAAGCAGAAAGCAACUGGUCGAACCCGUGAAGGAGGCACGUUUCCUCUUUGUUUGCGAAUGGCAGAAGAACCAGUAGAUGACAAGGAUAUGGACAAUAAUGCAAAUUCUGUUCUAUAUUCUGUUGUUAUUUGGGUCUUUGCAAAUAUGAGUGGUUUGGUCGUCUUAACUGAUGAUGGCACAAUUGAAAGUUGUAAUCAUCAUUUUACUCACAUGAUGUUCGGUUACCCACAAUCUGAGCUUCUUGGUCAGAAAAUUACUAGCAUCAUCCCAAAUUUUUGUGAGGAUAUGGAAUAUCUAGGUGACACUACUACCACCUUACCCCAAUUCGACUUGAAUAAGCCUGAAGAGGACGAUAACAGUAAUUAUGAUUCUGCUGUGGAAAACAUGGAUCCAGACAAAUCUCGCAGUAGUAGUGUCCUGGUUGAUUCAGAGUACUCAACUCCUGCUUCACGGGAAUGUUCCAAGUGGAGUCGGCCUGAUUCUGAUGGUAUUGAGAUUCUAAAGAUUGGUGACAUGCCUCAUGCCAGUAGUGAAAACAAAGAUCGAGAAAAUGGCAAUGAUAGUCUUGCUUGUGUUGAGGAAAUUGUAGAUUCCCUCAAUCGGCUCAACUUUGGUAUGAAUUUUGAAUCUCCAGGUGAUCGUCAUCCCUUCACCACCACAACCAAGCAUCGAUCUAAAAUGACCAUUUGCAUUCCUGGCCAAUUGCCCUCAAAUACUAUUCACUCAGGUUCCAGUUCUGAUGCACGAGCUAUACCUCCUGUGACACUUGAUUUGCCUUGUGGAGAUGCUGUCACAGCAGUACUAGCAGAUGAUGACAAUGGUGAAUUAACUCCAGUCGUUUCUCCUCACAUGAAUUUUGUUGAAGAAGAUGACCAGUUUGAAACUGCAUCUGAUGAUGAAGACAGCAUUGAAGUUUUGGCUAGUGAUCAGGGAGGUGAUUUAGGGGAUGAUAAGGUAGACUUGGACCUUGACGGACUGGUGUCUCCCAUUCCGUGCAUCAACACUCCAGAAUUGACAAGGCAGUUGGAUGAAUGUGUUGGUGGUUCACCCAGUGUACGUUGUUUAAAUGGUGCUGAUAGUGUAGAAAAUAGUUUUAACUCAAGUGGUAAAGUUAGUAGUGCUAGUGUGGAAGCAAUUGAUCGGAGAAGUUCUCUGUCCGAGUCAGUGCUUGCCAGAUGUGAAGAGCAAGGCCCAGGGCACCAUAGCCAUGCGCUGGAUGACGAGUGCUUGGAGAGGCCUCUGGACAUGCUGCUCACCUCCAGUCCAGCUGUUGGGAAGAGACUGUUGAAGCGGGUGCUCUCAAGGGAUGUGGACAGCAAAGCCGAUGCUGCCGAGAAGCAGUUUCCAGACGGCAGCUUUAUUGGAUUUGGUCGACACAAAGACGGUUCUAAUUUAGAUAUUGUGUACCGGGUGCGAGGUGUGGUGCUCUCUAGUGGCCGAGUGGUGUACUGUGUGUGGGUCUCCCGGGACCCUGAAGAGGUAGCAGAGGGUGGCCGUGCGGGUGGUGGCAACCUCACCCUCACGUCCAGCUUCAACAGCACCAUUGACAACUCUCUGGGCCAGGUGGGUGUGCUCCUGCAAGACAUGCUGUACCACUUCACAUUUCUAUAUGCCAUUCGGUCCUGUGCGCAGAGCAACGUGCCUGCCAGCGCCGGCAACCGAUCUGGCUCAGUCUCAGUUCUCAGCCAGUGCGAAGAUGAGCAGACGAGUGGAGAAUAUGGAGAGCAUUACUCCACGUUACAGCAAAUUGGAAAAGGGGCCUUUGGCUACGUCAAAAUGGCCUUUCGGAAUGAAGAUGGUCUUCUGGUUAUUACAAAGUUCAUCCAGAAACAGAAAGUUCACCAGCAGUCUUGGGUGGAUGAUCCAACUCUGGGGAGGAAAGUUCCCUUGGAGAUAAGCUUACUCACAACUUUGAAGCACCCUAAUAUUGUGCAAGUUCUAGACGUAUUUGAAAAUGCUAAAUUCUUCCAACUAGUUAUGGAAAAACAUGGUGCUGGUAUGGAUUUGUUUGAAUUUAUUGAUCGGAAGCCAUAUUUAGAUGAAUCAUUGAACAGCUAUAUAUUCAGACAGAUUGUUUCAGCUGUUGAUUAUCUUCACUCUUUGAAUAUCCUUCAUCGUGAUAUAAAAGAUGAAAAUGUAAUAAUAAAUGAAAGAUUCCACGCCAAACUAAUAGAUUUUGGUUCUGCAACAUUUAUGAGUGAAGGCCGUUUGUUCUCUACUUUUUAUGGAACUGUGGAAUAUUGUAGCCCAGAAGUGUUAGCGGGCAAUAAGUAUGAGGGGCCAGAACUGGAAAUGUGGUCUUUGGGUGUAACACUGUAUGUUAUGACAUUUGGAGAGAAUCCUUUCUUUGAUGUUGAAGAAAUAAUGAAGGCUGAAUUGCAUCCUCCUGGCAAGGUGUCUGAAGAACUGACAAGGUUGCUUCACUGGAUGUUGGCAAAGGAUCCCAAAGAGCGAUGCCGUGUACCCCAACUGGUUGCUCAUCCAUGGAUCACUCAGGAUGUAGACAUGUCAGGGUACUGUUUCCAGGAUGUUGUGUCUUGCCAUCCCCAAGAAGCCCAUCCUCCUGUGUUCUAUGCAGAUUACCGUUGCGACUCUGCCAAUGAUUCUCUUUCGCAGCAGUUCCCAAUUACAGAAUCUUCUUCUGCAUUGUUAUCCAAUAAUGAUGAUACUAAUGACAGGACCGUUGGAAGUUCAAAUUCACUUGGUAGUCUUACAACCGUUGAAAACUUUGAAACAGAGGAUGAUUUACCUGGAGGAUCAGUGCGGGUAGCUGAGGUGUUUGGUGCUUGGAGUGCUCCAACUCCUCUCCCUGAAGGGUUGCAGUUUUGGAGGGACGUGGGCUUGGAUGAUGUUGAAACAAAACAAAAUAUUCCUGAAGAAGUGACUAUUGAUGAACAUGUGAAGAAAAGUGUGGGGAAAGUCACACAUUCCCUCGAAGAAGUGGAAGACCUGGUAGACCUGACCAGUGGACUUUCACUAGAGCCUGAAAGUGCGAUUGCAGUGGAGGAGGAUGAUGACUGGGAUCCUGAUGAGUUUUUUUAUGAACAAGAUAGCUUUUCAUGAGUUUAUCUUUCAAGUUUGAGGUGAAGCGCUUGAAUUUUUGGGGAGUAUCAGAACCAACCCAACUGCUGUUUUUAAAGAGACUGAAAACAUUAAUUGAAAAAAAUUUUUGGUAAUUAUUGUAUAUUGAAGUUGCAAGUUGUAUUAUAAAAUAUUGAAGUUGUGUUUUAUUAGUUUGAAGAACUUUUGUGAAUAAAAGUAAUGGUAACACAAUUCCUUCGGUGAUUGCUAUAGGAAUGGUUAUGAAGGGCAUCUCAUGUUGGUACACAAUGCUGCAGACAUUUGUGUAUUUUCAGCCUUUAAUAAUCUAAAUGCUGAAAAUCAGUUAGAUCCAAUGAAGAGUGACUCUUCUGGCUGAGAAAUCAGAGAAAACUGUGAUUGCAAAUUGUAAAAUUGAAUAUUAAACUCCCCUCAUUUUAUGGAAAUGUAGCCCUCGUAGAGUGGAAUUAACUUUUCUCAGGUUUCAUGUCAUUUAUAAUAAAUUUCCCUGCUCCUUCCUCAAAGUUUUUAAACAGUUGUAAUCUGACUUAUCUGCUUUUCAUUGGUGGUGUCUUCAUCUCAGUGUACUAAUCAUAGCAAGCUAGCCCUAUUGUUAUUGAGCUUGAAAGUACAAAUUAGUUGUUGAAGUAUCCUCUGCAAUUGUGUUACUAUUUGCGAAUAUGAUUUAAAUUUUAUUGUUAUUGUGAAAACAAUUUCAGUAUAAUUUAACUCAUUGGCUCGGAAUUAAUUUUGCUACGGCUGUGUUGAGUAGCACUCUGAGAUUCUUCAGAUGUGAUACUUUUUAUAUUGAAUAUUAUUUCCAAAUUUGGCACAAAUAAGUACAAUAUUUACUAUGUUAGUUUUGCAUACCACUUCUGUGAACAAGUUGUAUGGGUGGGAAUCAUUGGAAGAAAAGCUUCAUUGUGAGUAGUCUACACAGAUUGUGCUCUGGGAUUUAAUGUCCAGAUAACUAAUCAUCAGUAUUAAAAGCUUUAUGGGAAAAUAGUUAUUUGAGAUUGUCAUCAAUUGCUCUCAAGGACAAUAUUAAUGCAGGGAUGUAUAGAAAAUGUCAGUUUUUCUAGUUCAGGCAUGUUAUCAGGAUGUGUUUUUCAAGGAAAUGAUAUUUUCAGAUAAUGUUAUUUUUCUGUAAACUGUCUGUACAGCUCUCCAUUUUAACCAGUUCAAACUCUUGUUAACUAUAAGUGCCAUACCUUACCACAGGGAUGAUACUUUUCCUUUUGUACCUGUCACAUAACAGUGGUAAAUGAACCCAACACAGUCAUUCUAAGUGAUGGUGCCAAACAAUAUUAUUAUUAUGUAUGCUUCUUGUAAAACUACAGUGAAGAAAUACAAACCUCAGUUUUCUUUUCCUUUACUGUUUUAUUACACCCAAAAAUGACGGGCAUUUGGUAUGACUGUGAUAGGUAAAAAAUGUACAGUGCAUAUAACUUAUUUAAGCAUAUUUAAUGGACCAAAUAUAUUUGUUUUUGCAUUUCAUAAUUUACAUUUUUCAUUUUUGGUUUGUUUUUAAUUCCUUACUACGUGUAUUCCUCCUUCCCUUUUUUCACCCUGUUCAUUAAUAU
Messenger RNA from Gryllus bimaculatus (two-spotted cricket), 5792 nucleotides. The record is from the annotation of a GenBank genome assembly. NCBI's taxonomy places the organism in Eukaryota, Metazoa, Arthropoda, Insecta, Orthoptera, Gryllidae.